Messenger RNA from Triticum turgidum subsp. durum (durum wheat), 606 nucleotides. The record is from the annotation of a GenBank genome assembly. NCBI's taxonomy places the organism in Eukaryota, Viridiplantae, Streptophyta, Magnoliopsida, Poales, Poaceae.
AUGAGCCCCCUCCGCGCCCUCCUCGUCCUCGCCGCCGUCCUCGCGGCGUGCCUCGGCCCCGCGGCCGCGGACCAGCCCGGAUCCGUCGAGGGAUACACCAUCGCCGGCCGCAUCAAGAUCGACGCUGCAAGGGGCUUUGGUCUUCCAGCCAAGACAUCAAACACGAAAGUGAUACUUAAUGGUGGUCAGAAAGUUACAUUCGCCAGGCCAGACGGCUACUUUGCCUUCCACAACGUGCCUGCUGGGACACAUUUGAUAGAAGUCUCCUCACUUGGCUACUUCUUUUCACCAGUUCGAGUGGACAUCAGUGCCAGGAAUCCAGGGCACAUUCAAGCAGCAUUGACUGAAAACAGAAGAGUUCUAAAUGAGCUUGUUUUGGAACCUCUGAAAGAAGAGCAAUACUAUGAGCCGAGGGAGCCUUUCAACAUUUUGUCCCUUUUGAAGAGCCCCAUGGGUAUGAUGGUCGGUUUUAUGGUCCUAAUGGUCGUCGUUAUGCCCAAGAUGAUGGAGAACAUAGAUCCCGAGGAGAUAAAGCAAGCUCAAGAGCAAAUGAGGAACUCACCUGUUCCAUCCUUUUCUGGCUUGCUAGCCAGAGCAAACAGCUAG